CCACAGAUUCAUUUCCACGGCGUCGUUUCGGCGUUGCUUCCCCGGCCCAGCUCCCCCUCCCUCCCUCCCUCCCUUCAGAAAAGUCGGGUCCAACUCUCUCUCUCUCUCUCGGCAUCUCUCUCUCUCUCUUUUUAACGCCUGUCCAGCCAGGUCUCCCCGCCAUUGCGUCAGGGGCUCUCACAUCCCCGGUUCUUGGACGUAGUCCAAGGGCUGGUUCGUCUUCCUGACGCUCCCGCCGAGAUCGAUCCUGGUUGAGCAUCACUGAGUUAAAGAGAACAUGUUUCGGAAAAAGCAAGCUUCUCAUUUUGAUUCAGAUGAUGCUGAGCAGAGACAAGCAAAGAUCAAGGAACUGAGAGCUGCUCUUGGGCCUUUAUCUGGCCGUGGAGAGAAAUAUUGCGAUGAAGCAUGCUUGAUAAGAUAUCUUGAGGCCCGCAACUGGAAUGUUGACAAGUCUAGAAAAAUGCUGGAAGAAAGUCUCAAGUGGAGGGCAGCUAAGAGACCUGAGGAUAUUUGCUGGCCUGACGUUUCUGUUGAAGCAGAAACAGGUAAAAUGUACAGGUCAACUUUCACUGAUAGAGAGGGCAGAACCGUGGUUGUAUUGAGGCCUGCAAAGCAGAAUACAUCAUCUCACGAAGGGCAGUUACAGUAUCUUAUAUAUACCUUGGAGAAUGCAGUCCUCAGCCUACCUGAAAGUCAAGACAAAAUGGUGUGGCUGAUAGACUUCACAGGAUGGACACUGGCCCAUGCAACCCCCUUCAAGACGGCCAGAGACAGUAUGAAUGUCUUGCAAAACCAUUACCCAGAGAGGCUUUCAAUUGCAUUUUUGUUCAAUCCACCCAAAGUAUUUGAGGCUUCUUUUAAGGCUCUCAAAGUAUUGGUUGACCCGAAAUCAGUCAAGAAACUGAACUUUGUGUACAAGGAGAAUAUGGAGAGCAUGAAGACAAUGUACAAGCACAUUGAUCCAGAAGUCCUUCCUGUAGAGUUUGGGGGGAACAACAAUGUAGUGUACAACCAUGAGGAUUACUCUAAGUUGAUGACAAAAGAUGACAUCAAAAUGACAAGCUUUUGGGCGGCAGAUGGUAACCAUGCCGUCAAUGGCCACUCGGUUCCUGAGGUUCAAUCACGGUCAUCACAAAUUGUUGCUAAAGCAAGUUAGAGGAACAUCGGCCAUCCAUCCCACCUGAUGUUGGUAAAGCAAAUUGAGAUUCAUUAGGCAGCUAUUAUGAGUUUACGAUGGCCUUCGGUACAGCUCUGAAAGAGGAAUAAAUAAAUGUAACUGCAAAAUAUCUCGCUUGUGAUGUUACAAACAGCAGUUAUACUUGUCCAUCACCAAAUAAGUGAUUUCAUUACUA
Hordeum vulgare subsp. vulgare (domesticated barley) is the source of this 1352-nucleotide messenger RNA. Its product is annotated as phosphatidylinositol transfer protein PDR17-like. Bases 278 to 1156 code for a protein of 292 amino acids. The record is from RefSeq and is a predicted model, not a curated record. The transcript has 6 exons. Lineage: Eukaryota; Viridiplantae; Streptophyta; Magnoliopsida; Poales; Poaceae. Gene Ontology annotation, molecular function: phosphatidylinositol transfer activity.